GGUCCUGAGCCGCGGCGCCUCGCACUUCUGACUCGAGUCCCCGCCGCCUCGCGCCAUGGAGCCGGCCGCGGGCAGCGAGCGCCGCAGCCCCCCGGGCCCCGCGGUCCCAGCGCCGCCCCGGGGCCACGAGCCCUCGGCCGCCGCCCCCGGCCCGGGCCCGCAGAACUACCCGGCGCGAGAGCCGCCCAAGCCCGACGAGGAGCGGCAGCUGCGGAUCAGCGAGAGCGGCCAAUUCAGCGACGGGCUGGAGGAUCGAGGCUUACUAGAAAGCAGCACUCGACUCAAACCUCACGAAGCCCAGAACUACCGAAAGAAGGCGUUGUGGGUCUCCUGGUUCUCCAUUAUUGUCACCCUGGCCCUGGCGGUGGCUGCCUUUACUGUCUCCGUUAUGAGGUACAGCGCCUCUGCUUUUGGGUUUGCAUUUGAUGCCAUCCUUGACGUCCUGUCAUCGGCGAUUGUCCUGUGGCGUUACAGCAAUGCUGCCGCUGUACACUCUGCCCAUAGGGAGUACAUAGCCUGUGUCAUCUUGGGGGUGAUCUUCCUUCUGUCAUCCAUAUGCAUAGUGGUCAAAGCCAUCCAUGACCUCUCAACUAGGCUGCUCCCAGAAGUGGAUGACUUCCUAUUCAGCGUCUCCAUUUUAAGUGGGAUCCUUUGCAGCAUCUUGGCUGUGUUGAAGUUUAUGCUGGGGAAGGUUCUGACCAGCAGAGCACUCAUAACAGAUGGCCUUUGCACAGUGACCUGCAGAGUCCUCCCUGUACCCAUCGCCCCUCCCCAACCCCAGUUUGCCGUCAGGACUCCUCUCCUGCAAAAUGCUUCUGGAUAGACUAUCCCCAUCUCUCCCCCUGAGUGAUGUGAUCCCUAAGCAUCCCAGUUACAUGGUGGCAUUGCCUAUGGACUUGACCAGCGUCUCUGUGAGACCCAAAGCUACCUGAGGAUGGGAAUUCGUCCCUUGACAUCUUCCCUGCCUCCCAGCACAGUCCAGAGGGAACUCCAGCUGACAACCAUUCACCCAGUGGAUGGGUGAAUCAACAACAGCAGGCAAAAAAGAAGCCUUUGGAUUUCUGCGAACUGCAGAGCUCUGCACAAGUCUGGGCCAAGGAACUAGAGUGAA
This is a messenger RNA of Prionailurus viverrinus (fishing cat), 1111 nucleotides long. RefSeq names its product transmembrane protein 163 (gene TMEM163). Gene Ontology annotation, molecular function: zinc ion binding. NCBI's taxonomy places the organism in Eukaryota, Metazoa, Chordata, Mammalia, Carnivora, Felidae. The record is from RefSeq and is a predicted model, not a curated record. Bases 56 to 823 code for a protein of 255 amino acids. The transcript has 7 exons. Gene Ontology annotation, cellular component: synaptic vesicle membrane.